AUGAGGUUCUUGGAUAAUCAGAUUUUAUUAAGAAAUGCGAACAAAACGGUUGUGGGCAAUUACGAUUACGGGUUGCCGAUGUCGACGUCGCAGGCGGCAGCAGCCGCCUCAUCAGUGGGCACCGGUACUUCGCUAGCCGGAGUGACGACAAGCCGUAAAGUGGGCAUUCAACAAGCAUCCGCUGUGGUCAAAGUGGAUAGUAUGCAGCAGGCAGUGAGCAACUCUUUCUCGAUUUUGAAGAAAUCCGAUCCAACACGUUUUAACAAAUAUGUGCUGAGUGGAGUCGACGAGAAAACCGUUGAGCAGGCAACAGCAGCAGCAGCAGCACAUGGAAAUUUGUCGGCAGCAAAUGGUGUGCAGAGAAUUUUGGUUGAUCCGGACAAACCGUCAGCUGCUUAUGCCAGCUAUGUUGAACAGGUGAGGAACCAAGCAACUUUUGCACUCCGAGGCGCACUUUUUAUCAAAUUUAUGAAUACAUACUCGUGA
Molecule: messenger RNA, 486 nt
Organism: Gongylonema pulchrum
Lineage: Eukaryota; Metazoa; Nematoda; Chromadorea; Rhabditida; Gongylonematidae
Source: the annotation of a GenBank genome assembly